AUGCUAAAACAACUUGAAACGAUAACUCAGGUUCUCGAUCUUCACAAUUACUAUCGAGCCCAGCAUCAAGUCGGCCCACUGAAACUCAACAAUAGUCUCAAUAAUUUUGCACAAGAGUGGGCAAACCGUCUAGCAUCGACUGGCUCAUUUAAUCAUCGAUCCAACAAUCGAUAUGGAGAGAAUCUUGCAAUGGGCAGUGGACACUAUGGGACAAUGCAAAGUCUGGUGAAGGGUUGGUACGACGAGGUGCGAAGCUAUUCUUUUGGUUGGGGCGGGUUCUCUGGUUCAACUGGACACUUCACUCAACUCGUCUGGCGGGGUUCAAAAUCACUGGGUGUUGGCAUUGCGACAGGUCGAGAUGGAUCCACUUACUUGGUUUGCAACUACGACCCACCGGGCACGACUCUCUUUGCACACUUUGUAUCAAAGUUGAGAGAGAGAGAAAAGCUUAUUCAAACACGUCAU
Mesorhabditis belari is the source of this 465-nucleotide messenger RNA. The record is from the annotation of a GenBank genome assembly. Lineage: Eukaryota; Metazoa; Nematoda; Chromadorea; Rhabditida; Rhabditidae.